CGAAUUCAAUUCACUGAUCGGAGAGUUAUUUCCCGUCUUCUCCGGCGAGAUUGCAUCCGCUGAAACAAAACAAAAGGUUACAACUUUGAUCGCGGAAGUUUCAAAUAUGGAAGUCAUUGACAUUUGGGUUGCCGAGUUUUUCCUUCGCCGGCAACACAAUCCUAGGGUUUUACCUACUAAACUGCUUUCGGCGCUGCAAUUGGGAGACUCCUCCGACUGCUUAAAGCUCAAGAUAUCUUCCGUUUUGCGGGAUAUCUCCAAUUCGUUGAUCCGAGGUGCAAUCGACGAGGGAACGCUUGAUCUUCUCGAGAUACUUGAGAAGCUUCUAUUGCAGCAACAUUCGCUACUCACUGAGUCUCACAAGUCUGCUUAUUGCUGGACGGCUGCUGAGUGCACGCUUAGAUUCAUGUGGCCACUGCUUGCUUCGGAUGGUUUCUUCACCGAGGCUCUUGAGAGGAUUUGGACGAAGAGGAUUGGGAUUUUGAAGAAGAGUGGAAGCGAUUUGGUGACUCAUGACUUGUUGAAGUGGGAGACUGAUCUGAAGAAGUCCCUUGAGGAUCCUGAGCUCUAUCAGCGAAUUCGUGAGACUAACAUCAGGUACACUGCCAUUUCCUUUCUCACUCAGCUUCUCAAAGAGCAGUGUGCAUUACUUGGGAAUUCAUCUCCUGAAUCAAUAGUCCAAAGGAGGUUUCUUAAGCGCAAGGAUGAUAAGAUAGAGGACGACAUUGUUGGCAAAAGGGGGAAUACAAAUGCUGCUGAUGAAAGCACAAGGUGUUUGGAGAGUGAUACUAUUGAUAACGCCAACGAGCCGCGUGGCGAAAGUGGGGACGGGAAUGGGAACAAUAGAGAGAACGCUAAUGAUGUUGAAGGAGUGGGAUGUCUGGUGAAUGAAAAACAUGCUUCAGAAGAGGAGCAGACAGUGGCUGAACAAGAACAGGAACAUGAGCCAAGUCUUGAUAAGGGAGACAAAACUGCUGCUCGAGAGCUGAAGCAUUAUUUGUUAGAGAUUCAAGGACACAUCGACCUUUCCACUAGGCAAGGAGAAGAACCUAACAAUGCAAUUGAUCACUCGGUAGAUGUCACUCCUCCGCCUACUCGGAUAAAUAGGACUGGAACAGGUGGCCAAGACCUUAAUGAACCACCGCAACAGGAUAAUGUAAAUGAGAAAGGUUCGGAUAGUCAGGGAACAUGGUCUGGCAGAGUUCGGCCUCGUCUACCUACCCCUGUACCUCUGAAUGUAUCUCCAUUGAAGAAGGCCGGAUCGAAGCCCCAUGUCAGAAGGCCAAAGAAAUUCUGGACGCCUGAAGAAGUGGAGGCUCUGAGGGAAGGAGUAAAAGAGUAUGGUAAAUCAUGGAAAGAUAUAAAGAAUGGAAACCCUGAAGUAUUCUCGGAGAGGACAGAGGUGGAUUUGAAGGAUAAAUGGAGGAACUUAGUCGUUUAUUACAGAACCCUGAGGGCUGAAGGAGGAAGUCGCCGCCAUCAAAAAAUAACAAUUGUUCAAUGGUUUUGGUCAACCAUGAAUAUGAUGAUUCAAGUUUCAGAGUAUGUCGAAACUGAUCCGACUGGCCGCUACGGACGUUUUGCAGAAAUUCUUGGAAGGGGAGCGAUGAAGACAGUGUACAAAGCAAUCGACGAGAAGCUUGGAAUAGAAGUAGCAUGGAGCCAGGUGAAGCUGAAAGAGGUUCUGCGUUCCUCUGUUGAUCUACAGAGGCUCUACUCCGAAGUUCAUCUCCUCAGCACUCUCAACCACAAAUCCAUCAUUCGCUUCUACACUUCCUGGAUCGAUGUCCAUAACCAUACUCUCAACUUCAUCACCGAGCUGUUCACUUCUGGGACCCUCCGACAAUACAAAAAUAAGUACUUGAGGAUAGAUAUCCGAGCAAUCAAGUCCUGGGCUCGGCAGAUCUUAGAAGGGCUUGUCUAUCUCCACGGGCACGACCCUCCUGUUAUCCAUAGAGACCUUAAGUGUGAUAAUAUCUUUGUUAAUGGGCAUCUUGGACAAGUCAAAAUUGGCGAUCUUGGACUUGCAAGAAUGCUGCGGGACUGCCACUCUGCUCAUAGUGUCAUCGGCACUCCGGAGUUCAUGGCUCCAGAAUUAUAUGAGGAGAACUAUAAUGAACUCAUUGACGUUUAUUCCUUUGGUAUGUGCUUUUUGGAGAUGAUCACCUCUGAAUUCCCGUAUAGUGAGUGUAACAAUCCAGCGCAAAUUUACAAGAAAGUUGUUUCGGGAAAACUACCAGGAGCCUUUUACAGAGUUGGUGACAUCGAGGCACAGAGGUUCAUUGGGAAAUGUCUAGUGUCUGCCUCAAAGAGAGUAUCAGCAAAAGAACUAUUGCAGGAUCCAUUUCUUGCUUCUGAUGAGUCCUGGAUGGUGUACGCGAGUGGUGCUGGGAAUCCAAAGCCCUUCUUGAACGAGAAUGAAAUGGACUCGCUGAAGUUGGAAGAUGAUGAGUUAAGGACACAGAUGUCCAUCGCUGGGAAGCUGGGCACUGAAGACAACAAAAUCGAUCUGGAAGUACAAAUCGCAUAUGACAAUGGUCUGGCAAAUAAUGUGUUCUUUCCCUUUGACAUCAUGAAUGAUACUUCCAUGGAUGUUGCAAAGGAGAUGGUAAAAGAACUCGAGAUCAUGGAUUGGGAGCCAGUCGAGAUUGCUAAAAUGAUUGAUGGAGCUAUUUCUUCUUUGGUGCCUGGUUGGAGGUAUGAGGAAGAUGAUGAAAUCCCUCAUGACGAUGAUGAUCAUCAUCGUACCGAUCCUUUCCACUCUUCUUCCUCGCACUCGUCAUCCUCUCAAACUUCACUCUCUAACUAUAUGGCAAGAGGCCUUCAAGAUUGGGUACAAGGUACGGAAAAUGAUUUACACGAUGAGACGUAUUCUCAGAGUUCUUCCCAUUCAGGGUCUUACUCCAACCUCAACUACAUAGCUGUUGAUGAGCACAGCUCCCAGUCUCCUGCUUUGAACAGAACUCACAACUUGACGCGGUUUUGCCCCGAAGAGAGCUCUCAUCUACAGCCAGGACAAGCCAACGUGUAUGCAGCUUCCAGUUCAAUUAACAGAAGAUUGGCUUCAGACAACCGCCCACUUACAAGGAACCGAUCACUUGUAGACGUGCAGAGACAGUUACCACACAGGUCACCAAGGGAAGAGGCUAGAAAGAAAAGGUUGUUCAAAACUGUUGGAGACGUAGAAACAGUUGGGUUUCAGUCUCCUUAUGCGAUUUCACGGAAGCCACCAAGCUCAAGGCGCUAGCUUCUCCAGUAUUUUAAUUACUGUAACGUUAUUCAUGUAAUACAUAAGUAUACUGUAAAAAUCAAGUUUGCUGGUUCAAAUAUGUAAAAAGUAUAUGCAAUAAAACUGUGCAAAGGGUGCCGACUGUGUUACAGAGAAA
Molecule: messenger RNA, 3386 nt
Organism: Capsella rubella
Lineage: Eukaryota; Viridiplantae; Streptophyta; Magnoliopsida; Brassicales; Brassicaceae
Product: probable serine/threonine-protein kinase WNK4
Exons: 12
Coding region: 107-3247 (1046 amino acids)
Biological process (GO): intracellular signal transduction; protein phosphorylation
Cellular component (GO): cytoplasm
Molecular function (GO): ATP binding; protein serine/threonine kinase activity
Source: RefSeq, a predicted model, not a curated record